Messenger RNA from Verticillium alfalfae VaMs.102, 981 nucleotides. RefSeq lists its product as hypothetical. The record is from RefSeq and is a predicted model, not a curated record. The transcript has 2 exons. The coding region runs from base 1 to 981 and encodes 326 amino acids. Gene Ontology annotation, molecular function: hydrolase activity. Lineage: Eukaryota; Fungi; Ascomycota; Sordariomycetes; Glomerellales; Plectosphaerellaceae.
AUGUCUCGGCAAUCAGCUAAAAAGACUUCUCAUGUCUUCAAGGUCUCUGAAUCCUUGGAACUGACCCUAGACGUUAUCUCCAACGAAAUCAAUCCUCAGACGGCUGUGAUACAUUAUCAUGGAGGUUAUGUUGUUCUUGGACAUAAGGACAGCUGGAGUCCCAUAUGGCUUAUCGAAACCGCACUUCGUCGUGGAUGGGCGUAUGUCUCGCCUUCGUACCGCCUUCUUCCAGAAGCGAGCGGCAAAGACGUUCUCGACGACGCCUUGGACGCUGCAAAGUGGGUCAUCGAAAACCUCACGCCUCGCAUAAUCAUUGCAGGUUCUAGCGGCGGCGGCUAUCUCUCCGUGGCUACAGCGGCCCAACUUUACAGCCCACGGCCGAUAGCCGUGCUCUCGGUUUACGGGAUGCUCGACUUCACCAUCCCACCCUAUACCACCCUUGGGUCGACCUCCGGACAGGCGCCCCCCUUACCAGAUUGCGACAUUGUUGAGCAGCGAAUCCUGGAGCUCAGGGGAAAACCUCCGGUCAUCUCACACGAGCCAAUCGACUUUCUCACUGAUGAGAGAGUGAUUUUGAUUAGGGGCAUUCACCAGGCGGCCCUAUACCCGGAUCUCCUUACUGGCGAGCUCGGCCUGUCAGCUAAGAUCAGAGAGCAUGGGUUGAAAGCGAUUUCUCCGUCCGACUAUCGCUUCUUCCCUGUGGCUUUCGGUCUGACGAAAGAUUUUCCUCCUACUGCUUUGCUGCAUGGACUGGCAGACGACUCUGUAUUUCCUGUGCAGAGCAUUAAUGCAGAGAAGAAGUUGAAGGAUCUAGGGAUUGAGGUGAUUCUUGAAACAGUGGAGGGAAAGGGUCAUGGAUUCGACCUCGGUGACAUUCCGCCUGGAACGGACAUCGAGGCCAAGGAGACGGCAUCGACCCCAGUGAUUGACAGCAUCAGGCGUAUCAUCGACUUCCUUGAUAAGGCGGCCGCCUUCAAGUAA